AUCACAGAAUAGACAAGGCUCGGUCGAGGCACCGUGUUCCUAACAUUUCUUGAGCACAGGUCACCCAGCUGCAGAGUGGGCUGCACACUUCUGUGGGACUAAGUCAGCCUCAGAGCACUGAGGGGUUUUCAUUUCCAUCAAUGGAUCCAGGAUGCUCUGACUGACAGCAUGAAAAGUGAGGCUGAGCUUUUCCACAGCAGAGUGGCUUUAUGAAUAUUGCACAGUGGACAUCAGGAAGAAUCCAACUGAGAGCAGAGUCUUCUUUUCUUUCUCUAUGCCUUGAGUGAAUGAAUGGGUGUUCCUAAAUUAACUCACCGCUCUGUGAGUGUGAAUCAGCAUCUGAUUGAGAUCACCUCAAGUUUCUCAUGUGACCUAUUUGACCCUCAGAGACAUGUCCAAUGACACCUGCAACCUCCCAUUGGACACGGACGUAUUUGGGCUGACCUGUAUUUAUGGCCUCGUCUUCACUUUGGGUCUGCCCAGCAACCUGCUGUCUCUUUGGGGAUUGUACCACCUGGGCCGCUCAGGUGGGGGAGGCUGUCAGCUGGUCUACAUCCUCAAUCUGCUGCUGUCAGACCUCCUGCAACUGCUCACCCUGCCCCUGUGGAUUCUUUACCUCCAGGGUGCACACCGCUGGCCCUACAGCCAAUUAACCUGUGAGCUAGUCAGCUACGUGUUUUACGUAAACGUCUAUGCAAGUGUCAUGUUCCUGUGUCUGAUAGCUAUAGACCGCUGCCUGGCUAUUGUGUACCCAUUCAGCAGCCGCAGGGUGCGGACAGUCAGAGUCGCAGCAGUGUCAGGUGUAGCGGUGUGGACCCUAACCUUCCUGUUCUGCCUGAGCGGGCUGCUGCCGUCUGUGUUCGACUCUGACAGGCUGCUGUGUUUGGAGCAGUACCCCGUCAGCCCCAGAUAUGCUCACUUUAAGAUCACCACUGUGGUUCUAGGCUUCCUGUUGCCAUGUGCCAUCCUAGGCUACACCUCAGCCCACAUCGGGGUGACACUCAGGCAGUCGCCAUCCCUCUCCGCUCAUGAGCGGCACAAAAUCGUGGGAAUUCUGGUCGUGAUUACUGUCAACUUCAUUGCUGUCUUUGGACCCUACCACCUGGUGGGUGGAUACAGGUUUGUAUCCUUGCUGCUGACCGAUGAGCCAUGCGGAUUGGAGCAUUCACUUUUCCUCGUCUAUCGUCUGUGCUACGGUUUGACCAGCCUCAACACUUUGCUGGAUCCCCUCUUCUACAUCUUCCUGUGUCCUGAUGCUCGGCUAGAGCUGCAAAGGUCCCUGCCCUGUUUGGGAAGAGGGCAAAACCCCGGCAAAAGCAUAACCCUCAGUACCAGAGCCGACCCAGACACCAAGAGGGAGAGUGAAAGUAGACAGAGUAACCUUCUAGGAAUGUAAUUUGGACUUGACCACAAAUCCUCCUGGUAUUUAAUCAGAUCAAUUGUGCCACUCAGUGGGAAGGCACGUGUUUAGUUUUUGUCCUCGCGGUGAAAACAUUUUUAUGCCUCGCAGUGUUUCCAUCUGAAGAAAUCUUUUGAAUUCCUGAUUUAAAUACUGCUUAAAGACAGAAAAUAUCUAUUUGUGUGCAGAUCUCAAAGUUCAAGUUUCAUAUUUGUCAAAAUUGCACAACUACUCCAUACUGUAACUACUGUGACUUUGUGAAGAGAUUUUUUUCUACUGCUCAGUUUACAACAGUUAACUGCUUUUACUGACACUUCCAUUGUCAGGAAUUUUAAAAAUAGAAAAGGUGUGAAUCACUAUGGAAACACAAGCAAGACUGUAGUUAUGUAACGGUAAACAGCGAGUCAUACUACAAAGCCAGAAUGCUUUUCUUUCCUUUUAUUAACAUUGUAAAAUGUUAUUUUUCACAGCUAUAAAAGUACUGAAAGCACACGAAUUAACACUAAAACAAAGGUACAAUAC
Messenger RNA from Archocentrus centrarchus (flier cichlid), 1921 nucleotides. RefSeq names its product probable G-protein coupled receptor 132. The coding region runs from base 392 to 1396 and encodes 334 amino acids. Gene Ontology annotation, biological process: G protein-coupled receptor signaling pathway. Gene Ontology annotation, molecular function: G protein-coupled receptor activity. NCBI's taxonomy places the organism in Eukaryota, Metazoa, Chordata, Actinopteri, Cichliformes, Cichlidae. Gene Ontology annotation, cellular component: membrane. The record is from RefSeq and is a predicted model, not a curated record. The transcript is spliced from 3 exons.